Molecule: messenger RNA, 402 nt
Organism: Drosophila gunungcola (fruit fly)
Lineage: Eukaryota; Metazoa; Arthropoda; Insecta; Diptera; Drosophilidae
Exons: 1
Coding region: 1-402 (133 amino acids)
Source: RefSeq, a predicted model, not a curated record
AUGCGGCUGGUAUUGGACUUUCGCAAAUUGAACGAGAGGACAAUAGCUGAUCGCUAUCCCAUGCCAAAUAUCUCUAUGAUACUAGGGAGUUUAGGCAGUGCCAGGAACUUCACAACGCUCGAUUUGAAAUUAGUGAAAUCCAAGAGGAGACUAGGCAACAAGUUCUCACCGUUAAGCGAGGAGAAAACUGUGGAAGCGGACAUGGUGGUGGGCUACCCAAAUUUUAUAAAACACUACAAUAAAUCCAAAAUUAACCUGCUCACUUCCAUUCCUCUGCUAUUCAUUUUGAUCCUAACAUCGGCACACGUCACAGACUACUCGCAGGCCAAGUACAUUCCCAUCAUUGAUAGACGAAUUUUAAUUCGCAUUCGUGAGACACUCAGCGAAUCUCUCAGAGUAUAG